ACAAAUAAAACAACAGCUGUGCCCUGUGUUAUUCCACUUCCUACAACAAUAUUUUUAUUAUUUACAAUAAGUCAAAGUUAACAAAGUUCAUAACCUUUUGAUUAAGACAAGUCAAAGAUUACUAAAAUUAUCGUCCCAUAUAAUUCAAUUCAUUCAGUGUAACGGUUGCUAGUCAUCAGUAAACUUCCAAAUAUUUUUGAAAAUGAAGUCAAUAAUAUUUGUGGCAAUACUUCACUGCGUUUAUUUAGCUUCUGCUGAAAGUGAACCUUUCCAACUACCCGACUCGAUCAAGGACUUGGAAAUACCAGACAUGGACGAAUUCGCCGUAAUCAAGGAAAAGUGCGAUAAAGAAGGAGGAAACGGGACUUAUAUCAAGUUCAAGACAACUGCAAACUCGCUUUCGACUUGCAUGUCCGAAUUCGUGUCCCUAAGUACGUUGGAGGCUGAGGUCAUGGAGUCAAAAAAGACCGGCUCCAUGGACGAAGUUUUCGGAAAAUACUGCAAAAAGCGGUCGCAGUUGGCCACAUGUGUGCAGAGCUUCAUCAACAACCUUCGCCUCUGCCUCAAUGCGGAAGAGCAAAAUGCACUGAAUAUCACUCUAAAUAUCGUGAAGGAAUUGGGCGAAUUCGCCUGUUUUAAGGAUGGGGACAGGAUUGCUAUGUUCGUGGCCGAGGGCGGGGUCGAAUGCAUCAAAAGCCGCACUCAGGGAAUUCAAAAUUGUGUCAACUCCACGUUCAAAAUCUCCCCGCAAAGCGUCAACCCCAACGCAAUUCCCAACAUAUUGAUCGAUAAGAAGAAAUGCGACGAUUUGGGUAAACUUCAGCGAUGUGUUGUCGAAGAAUUGGAAAAGUGCAAAGACAGCACCCCUGCUAAUAUCGUUGAUGCACUUUUUAAGUUCGUCAAGCGUUCGGCGUGUUCUAAUAAAAACAAACGGAGCGCGAUGAUCCACCGCAUUUUGAAAAGACACGUCGCAACGGUCAACCAUUAUUUUAAUUCCUCGGAACUGAACAGCAUAUUCGAGUCCACAUUUAGGGAAAAGUGCAAAAAUGCCCCCGAAAACGGCUUUAAAUCUGUCCAAGAAAGUUUCAAAAUUGCCAAAAAAUGCAUCUACGAUCAGACCACCGAGUAUCCCAUUUUUGCCACACCUUUGGAGAAGUUCCAGGAGGAAUUUAAAAAAUGCACCGACGAUUUUGCCGAAAAGGCCAAAGUUUGUUUGCCGGAAAAAGAAAAAUAUUUCCCCGAAUUUUACCAGAAAAUCUUUAUAAACUUUAUCGAGUUUUUGUACAACAACCAAAACACAAUUCUAAGGGUGUCGUCUAGGUCCGAGCUUGUUAACUGCUUCCAAAAUUUCAAGCAACAUAAAGCGAAGUCCGAAAUGAGCAAAUGUUUCCAUUCGUUUGAAUCCACCAGUUUGGAAAAAGACGCAGUUUGCACGAGAAUAACAAAAACCAAAAGUUGUGUUACUGGACAAUUACAAAAGAGGUGCAUUCGCGAUGUCACCGUCAAUCAAUUAGUCGAAGAUUUCUUCGAGGUGUUGCUGAGUCCUUGUGAUAAAAGUGGUUAAAACGAGAUUGUUUCCACCGCCGGAUAAUGGCACUUCCAUACAUUAUAUUAAAUUUAUUCUUGGAUAAAUAAAAUAGACGAACUUUAGCUUUUACAA
Tribolium castaneum (red flour beetle) is the source of this 1660-nucleotide messenger RNA. RefSeq lists its product as uncharacterized. The record is from RefSeq and is a predicted model, not a curated record. NCBI's taxonomy places the organism in Eukaryota, Metazoa, Arthropoda, Insecta, Coleoptera, Tenebrionidae. Bases 203 to 1564 code for a protein of 453 amino acids. The transcript has 8 exons.